Paramecium pentaurelia is the source of this 1773-nucleotide messenger RNA. The record is from the annotation of a GenBank genome assembly. NCBI's taxonomy places the organism in Eukaryota, Ciliophora, Oligohymenophorea, Peniculida, Parameciidae.
UCAAUGGAUAGUCUUAAAGAUCCUGCUAAUGAUAGAUAGGUGAAGACUCUAAAGCCUCCUCCUCAUAGACCACUCUCAAAAAAUCUAAUGUUUCCAGAUAAAUUAAAAAGUAUGUCAUAAAAUAAAAUAUUUUAGACAAACCUGAUUGGAAAUUAUUGAAAGAUCAUUUAUAAAGAGAAGGAAGAGUAGCAAAAGAAGAAUUAUUUAAAUUGGUAGCUGAUUGCAAUAAAUUAUUGAGUAAACUGACAUUUUGAUUGUUAGAAAAUGAGGGAAAUGUUCUAUAUUUGUAAGAUCCCCUUACUGUUGUUGGUGAUAUUCAUGGGUAAAUUCUUAAAUUUAAAUAGAUAAUAUUAUGACUUACUUAAAUUAUUGGAACCAAAAGUUGGUGGAAACCCAGAAACUACAAAGUAAAAUAAUUUACUUAUAUUAGAUAUCUCUUUUUGGGAGAUUUUGUAGAUAGAGGUUCAUAUUCAAUUGAAGUAGUCAUUUUACUUUAUGCGAUUAAAAUUAAUUAUCCUAAUACUGUUUAUUUUUUAAGAGGCAAUCAUGAAUGUAGAUAACUGACAGCAUUUUUUAAUUUUAAAGAUGAAUGUACUUAUGGAUGCAAUGAUAGGUCUAUAUAAAUAUGAUUAGGAAACUUAUGACAUGUUAAUGGAUUCUUUUGAUCUAUUUCCAUUGGCAUGUAUAAUAAAUUCAAAAUUUAUUGCAAUUCAUGGUGGAAUCUCACCUGAUUUAAAAUCAGUAAUAUUUUGAUUUAUAAUAAGAUUGAAGAUGUUAAAAAAUUAGAUAGAUAUCAUGAACCACCUCGUAGUGGACUUUUUUGUGAUUUAUUAUGGAGUGAUCCAGUAGAUCAUGAUCAAGGUAAUCUAGAUGGACAAUGGAAAAGUAAUGAGGUUCGUGGAUGUAGUUGGUUCUUUGGAAUUGAUGCAAGUAUGAAAUUCUUAUAAAGAAACAGUCUUAUAAGUAUCAUAAGAGCUCAUGAAGUAAUUCAAUUAUAUUUAAAUAGGCAUAACUUGAUGGAUAUAAAAUGCAUAGAUGGAAUGGUGGAUAAGAUUUUCCAGUUGUUAUCACUAUUUUUAGUGCCCCUAAUUAUUGUGAUGUUUAUAAUAAUAGAGGAGCAGUUAUUAAAUUCGAAGUAAUAAUUAAUUAUCAAAAAAUAAUAGAAUAAUACUUUAAAUAUUUAAUAAUUUUAAUAUACUCCACAUCCAUAUUUACUACCAAAUUUUAUGGAUAUAUUUACUUGGUCAAUACCAUUUGUGGCUGAGAAAAUUACUGAAAUGCUUUAUAAUCUAAUUUAAGCAGGAGAUUAAGGUGAUGAUGAUGAUGAUGUUAAUUAAGAAGAUAUAGAAUAAUUUAAAUAAAUGACCAAUCAAAAUAAACAGUUUAAUAAAUAAUAAUCAGGUGGUUCUACUGGAAAAAGUAAAUGAAAAUUGUUAUUAUUAUUAUUAGGUACUGAAAAAUUGAAAAAUAAAUUAAAAUUCGUAGCUACUAUGAUGAAAUUAUAAAAAACAUUAAGAGAAGAAAGUGAAAGUGUUAUGAAAUUAAAAGGAGCUUGUCCUGAUAAAAGAUUACCUAAAGGUAUACUAUCAGCUGGUAAAACAGCUAUUUCUGAUGGUAUUUUUGUAUAAAUAAUUGUAGCACUUGCUGAUUUUAAUGUAGCCAGAAAUGCUGAUAUAGUUAAUGAAAAGAUGCCUACUUAAGCAUAAGUUCCUUAACAAUCUAUAGCAAUAAAAAAACCCAGUAAUAAUACCCAAUAGACCAAGAAGAAAUGAG